Messenger RNA from Microthlaspi erraticum, 447 nucleotides. Lineage: Eukaryota; Viridiplantae; Streptophyta; Magnoliopsida; Brassicales; Brassicaceae. The record is from the annotation of a GenBank genome assembly.
AUGUUCCACGCUCGGCCAAAUCACAUCCGUCCGUCUGAAGUCUCGGCCAAAGUCCAAAACCGUCGGCCGAUCACGCAUCACGACCCGGGAAACAUGUCCCGCGGUCGGCCACGCCACAACCGCUCACGCCAACCGCGCACGACCGCCGCGCGAGCCGGGAAACAAGCCUCGCGGCCGCGCAACCUUCUCGCGUACCACGGCCGAUGCGUCCGAGCCGGGAACUACGUCCCGCGUCCGGCCGAGAAUUCAUCGGCCAAAUCUUCAUCCGUCCGACCACACGGCCGACCACGAAUCCGUCCGGCCACGACCGUUCCGAUCGUACGGCCCAUGACCCGAUCAUCCGGCCGAUCGUCCCGACCGACCGUCCCAACGCCGCGGUCGACCCGAAGCCCGUUUCCCACAUAUUUUCAAGCCCGGCUUAACCCUAAGCCGCCUCUAAAGACCUAG